AACCCUUCAUUGGAUAAGCAAUAUAUCAGCAUACUCCCACCUACGCCACGUUUUCACUGGGUCUAAUAGACAUUCUACAUAUUCAAUUAGGCUGUGGAGCUGCAAUGUUUGGCUACUCCCUUUGAACAUCUGUUUCGGAGGCGUACGCUGUCUUGCAGGACUGCCAGUUUUAUAUGUAGUGUAUUUUCUGCGGGGGGGAAAAAAAAAAAAAAAAAAAAAAAAAAAAAACAACAAAAGAAAAACAUUGUAUUUCAUAUUUUAUACUAGACGCUCUGGUCAGUAAAUGUCUGUACAGUACCUACAGUGUUAUUGAUUCAUUUUGUAAUCAGCAUUGCAAAGCAAUUUUUAAAAUGUAUUUAUUUAUUUAUUUAUUUUUACAAUCGGCUAAUCAUCCCGCAAGAGAGCACGUCUGACUGCAUAGAUUCUUCCAGGGCAACAUUAAUUGUCCCAAGCGACAAGGUUAAGAAAGUAGAUUCCGUGAAAGAUACUUGCAUUUGCAAUCAUGAAAGUUUGAACGAACAUAAACAGACUGAAGAGAUUUUAAAGAACCAAUCCUCCCACGUAUUCCUGUAUCUGAAAACAUACGUGCUAACCCGACAGUCAUGUGCUGGUAAUUUUGAGUUAACAGGACCCGCUUGUAUGUGAAUGCAUUGGACUCGAAGCUGGGAGGUGUUUUACAAACGUCAUUCUGCGAAAGAUUACAGCUGAAAUGAUCUGGAGAUUAUAUUUGAAACCAGUCCAGAUUCCUUAUACUGUCAAUUCCCCAACCUGCAGGACUCUAACUAACUCCUCUUGGCUGAAAUUUGAUUGUUACAACCUGUCCAUCAACAUGAAAGGGUUCCAGCUUUUUUUUCUACUUGUUCUUCCCCUGGUGAGCACCAUGCAUUCUGAUUGCAUGAUAAAAAGGGACCAAGAACUUUGCCUGGAGAAGAUCCAACAGGAACAUAACUUUGAUGAUCCUACCAUAGGAUGUCCUGGGAUGUGGGAUAACAUCACCUGUUGGAAGCCUGCUAAGAUUGGGGAAGUUGUUGAAGUCCCCUGUCCAGAGUUUUUUGGAAUUGUAGGUUCUGAAGAUGACUUUGUGCACAUCAGCAGGAACUGCUCUGAAUAUGGCUGGUCAGAACCUUUCCCACAUUAUUAUGAUGCUUGUGGUUUUAAUGAGAAUGAAACCGAUCAUGAGGAUCUGUAUUUUGUGUCAGUGAAGGCUCUGUAUACAGUUGGAUACAGCACAUCCCUAAUCUCUCUCACGACUGCAAUGGUGAUUCUCUGUCGUUUCAGAAAACUUCACUGCACCAGGAAUUUCAUUCACAUGAACCUUUUUGUGUCAUUUAUUUUACGAGCCAUAUCAGUUUUCAUUAAAGAUGGAGUCCUCUACGCUGAAGAGGAAAAUAAUCACUGUGUUUCAACAAUUGAAUGUAAAGCAGUGAUGGUGUUUUUCCACUACUGCGUCAUGUCAAAUUACUUCUGGCUCUUUAUUGAAGGGCUCUACCUAUUUACCUUGCUGGUGGAGACCUUCUUCCCUGAACGGAGAUAUUUUUAUUGGUACACAAUCAUUGGAUGGGGGACUCCUACUGUCUGUGUCACCACCUGGGCUGUGCUUAGAUUACACUUUGAUGACAAUGGGUGCUGGGAUACGAAUGAGAGCACUGCUUUGUGGUGGGUGAUUAAAGGACCUGUUGUUGCUUCAAUUAUGAUAAACUUUGUUCUCUUUAUUGGAAUUAUAAUUAUCCUUGUGCAAAAACUACAAUCGCCUGACAUUGGAGGCAAUGAAUCCAGCAUGUACUUCAGCUGUGUUCAGAAAUGCUACUGUAAGCCUAAGAGGGCUAACCAGCAUUCUUGCAAGAUGUCAGAACUAUCUACCAUUACCCUGAGACUGGCCCGUUCAACUCUUCUGCUGAUCCCACUUUUUGGAAUUCAUUACACGGUGUUUGCAUUUUCCCCCGAGAAUGUGAGUAAAAAGGAACGACUCGUCUUCGAACUUGGUCUCGGAUCAUUUCAGGGGUUUGUUGUUGCAGUUCUGUACUGCUUUCUGAAUGGGGAGUUUCUCCCUAAAGGUGCAGUCAGAAAUAAAGAGGAAAUGGAGGAGCUGGAAAGUCAACCGGUACUUUGCUGUGGAUUUAAAACAUCGUCAUCCAUCACUGGCGAGCAGCGGAGUGAACGGGGGGACGCAACUGUCAAUUCUGAGCAAGAGCAGCUCUCAGAUUCGGAUGUCGAGCAUAAAUGCGGAGAACCUGCCGACAUGAAGUGUUAAAGGGUUCCACUGUAAAUCAAUCCUGCAGGAAGUAAAAGCUUGCAGCACCACAUUCCUGGUGCCUAAGAGUGAGACAAACAAGAAAGAGUAAUGAAAGGAUCAUUAAUGUAUAUAUCGUACUAUUAAAAGAUGCAUCCCAUUUUAUGAAAUUCUACAUUCAAAUUCAUCGAAUUUCAGGUGAUGUACUGUGUAUAAGAAAUUGAUAUUGUGUUUUAUCUGGUGUGCAGUCAUCAAUCACAAGCUUACAAUCUCAUAAGAUGCAGAAUUAAAACAUCAAUGAAUGUUUCUACAAAUGCAUAUUAUGAAAAUUAUCAGAACCCCUAAGUCUGGUAGACAUAGUCAGUCUUAUUUUCAAAUGGGAAAUGAGAAGCCUGGUACCUAAAAAUCUGUGGGUUAUUUUGUUUGCACACUUGCUAAUUUUUCUUGCUGACAUUACCUGGACCCUAGCAUCUGUAAAUCCACAUUUCUGAAGGGGAAUUGGCUAAUUACAGAUUCCCUUCAAUAUAUAUAUAAAAAAAGCUGUUUUAUUUUAAUUUUUUUGUUCUCCUAUUUGCGUACCGUGGAUAGAAGUGUUAAAGAAGAAGAGUUGUGUGUUUUCUCCUGGUUUCUAGGGAAAAAAAGCACAUUAACCUGGCUGAUUAAGUUGUUUGUAAGCUUGUAGUAUUUACUUAAUUUACAAUAAAUGUUCUGACUUUAAGAUAAUUUAUUAUAACUGUCUGACUUUGUCAUGUCUAGAAAGAUGACCAUGUUCAGUUUGACUGUAGCUUACAAACAAAAGAGUAUUUCUGUGAUGUUUAUGUAUUUCUACAAGCUGCAGCUACCACAAACCCACUCAGAAAAAUAUAUGUUUGAUAUUGAAGCCAAUAUACUACAGAAGUCAAUUAAGAGUAUCUGAACAGUUACAAAUGUCAGCUGGGUUUAACAGCAUAUAGAUCUUUACUGUAAAAAAAAAAAAAAAAAAAAACAUGUACAUACUAGUGCCAUUGUAAAUAAUGUAAGCAGAAAUAAUUUCUGCUUAUGGUGUUUUAUCCUGGGUUUAUCGUGGUGCCGGUGUCUAAUAUAAACCCGCAAUAUAACAAGGGCACCGUGAUAUGCAUUUAUUGUUUUUUAUUGUUUUACAGAUUUAGUAAAUAAAAAUGGGCAAAUAUUCUAUGCUACAGGGCAAACUAAAUACUGCAACAGUAGUAACUAAAUCUAAAUUAAAAAACAAAAAAAACAAUCAGUGACUUACUUUUGUUGAUAAAUAGAGUAACAUAGCCUGCAGAUAAACAGUUCACAUUUGGAAAGCAAUCAGUUACUUCCCUCUGCUUGUUCUUGUUCACAUCUAUGUUCUGUAAGAUGUGCAUUAUACUGUGAUUUGCCAACUUUGAAAUCAUGAGCAACAUCCACUUGUUAGCUCCACUUUUCACUCGCUCAGCAGCUUUCAGUUUUUCUUCUACAGCUUUGGUUUCAACAUAUCUGUUCUACAUAUGUAUAUGUAGACAGACGGUUAAGCACCAGGCAGCAAAAUGUUAAACUGCCAAAAGUUCAACAGUAGUCUGAUGGGGUCAUUAAUAUUCAGAAGCAUGCGCAGUUCAUUCCUACUGGUGACAUUUUAAAAACUGUUGAAAUGGGCAGCCAACUCCGGAACCACACGAUGGGUUUAAUUUACGAAUGGGCACUAAAUAUAGCUGUAACACACAUAUUAAGUAGUGAGCCUAUAAAUCAAAAUAUAUUGUGCCAUUUAUGAACAAAGAACGCAUUCAUUUACGUGCUCGCUGUUAGGCUAAUUUACAUACCAUAGCAUGCACACUACAUGUAUUGUAAGUGAUAAUUUAAUGUGCAUGAUGAUGUCCAAGACUUACAAGUGACCACCGUGAUAUAAAAAGCCCCAGCAGUCCAGGUGUAUCUUUUGGUCAGUGGCUUACUGUGAAAGGGGGAGGUAGCUUGCAAAUGACUGAUCAGUUGAUGCAGCCCUCCCUCCUCAGGGGACAGGCAGAGGCAAUGCAAACUGAAACUGGCAGUCAUGAACGUGCACACUAAUUGCAAUUAUGGUGCACCAUAGUUUAGUGCCCUUUCAUAAAUGAGGCCCUAUGUCUCAGUUUAUUGAGGCUCUGUAUAUUGAGAGAUGGGUGUACUAGCACUCUUUCAUUGUAUGUUUAUCCAGCAUGGGUUUUAUAAACUGUUCUGUAUAAAAUAAAAAUACAGUGACAUGAGGUUUGAAAAAUCUGCUUUAUAAAUUGUAGGAUGUAAAUAAAGAUCUGCAACUGUUAAAAUGAUUAAAAUAUAUUUGAGUGUCUAAAACACAUUGUGUAAGGAGACACUUUGCCAAAAAGAAUAGAAUUCUCACGAUUAGGGGUCAUGAGAUCUUCUGUAAAUAUUAUGUAGACUUCUGUGUUCAUGUGACAUUCAUAUGGCACUCUGACCUUUCUUUAAAACAAAUGCUACUGGAGUCCAAUCUGUAGAGUUGCUGUCAAGCAAAAUGUCUUUGUAUUUUUUUUUUUUUUUAAAUAAAAGUGAGGUAGCUGCAUACAAUGAUUUACCUUUAGUAUUUGCUGUUUUAAAAAAAAAAAAAAAAAAAAAAAGUUUCUUUGUAUGGCUUUAUGAAUUGGUUUUAUUCUGUAAGGAAUGAUAACCAGAGUUGUGAUUUUAGUAAUUGUUUGUUUAUUUGUUUGCUGUGCUCAUUUUUGGGAAAUAUUUAACUAGUGUUUAUUGAAUGUGGAUAUUGUUAUUUUAUUUUACCAAGGGGAUGUGUUUUUUUUCUGUGACAUUGGUAAAUAGUUACAGGUAAAAUUAAUACAGCCUUGCAGUGUUUCACAAGUAGUAUUAAAUUAAAUGCUUACUGUAUAUAUUGCUCUCCAUUCUAAAUUCCUGGAAUGGAAGUAUUUCUAUAAGUACAUUUCACUGAGAGUGUGGGCCAUUAGAAUGAGGCUUUUGCUUAAACUAGUCUGAAUAUUUAAGUUGCUUCUCAAUGUGUUUAUACCACUUGUUUUUGCCUUUCAAUCAUUUUGCCGAGAAAAUCUGCUGUUUUCAUUUGUUUUUAAUUUUGGUUUUCUAAUUUUAGUUCCCAAAGUGCCUUUUGGUGAAAGUAUGGAAUUUAAUUAGUAUUCUGGUGAGUAUUUUGGUUUUCUGAGAAAUAUAUAAAACCUAAACCAUACCAUAUAGCCAAGUGCUUUUAAUAUACUUAUGUAAUAAACCAAGAGGCCUUUUAAAAUGUGUCAGACCAUUUAAAAAUGUUUUAAUUUCAACAGCCCCAUAGCUCCUUUUUAAUUGAUAAAACUAAUGGAAAUGUUUCACCAUGUACAUUAUACAUAAUAAUGUUAAACUCAGUCUUAAAUGUAUUUAAAGUCACACAUGUUACAUUAUAUGUAGAGUGUGUUGUGGCCACCCCUUGCAAUGUCAAUGUUAGGAGCUUUUGAUUACAAAACUGUUUUGGUUUUUUUUUUCACUUUUUAAAAAUACAUAAUUAUUUCAAGAAGGCAGGACCCUAACCUAAAUGAUCAUAGUAGUUCUACUAAUUUAUAGAACAGUUUAUUACUAACAAAUCAGUAAAUAUGUUGCUCAUACAAGCAAACUGUCUUAUAGGCAGAUAUAUUAUAGUCACAGUAUGUGCAGAAUGCAUAAAAUCAUAUUCCUUCGACAGCGGUAUAGGAACACCUGGUCAUAGUAACAGAAGUAACAGAGACAACAUUCUUUAAAUAAAUAGAUUUUGCCUGGUUGAAAUAAAUCAUGACUUGAUUUGGCCAAUGAUGAUGUCAGCUGCACAUAUGAGGUGCAAUGAUUUAUUUGGAGAUUGGAUGAUCAGAAUUUUAGAAUUUUCAUACCACAGUCCAGCCUUUUUUUUUUUGAUUACUCACAAAAUAUCUUAUGUUGACAUUCUGUAAAUAUCCUAUAAGGCUCUAAAUGUGUUUCAUAUUAUUCAAUACACACACACACACACACACACACACACACACACACACACGCACACACACACAAUGGAGGUUUUGGGUUCAUGCACACAACUAAUACUAUUCAUAAAAAAAUUCGAACUAAUGUAGAUUUAAGUCCCUUUGUGUAAUAUAUUAUUCUAAAAAGCUAGUUACUUUAUAGAAGUAAACUGUUUCUUAUGUUUUUGUUAUAUUUUACUGUUUGUUCAAAUAAAUUGGUAUGAACAAUCAGCUGCCUAGUUUAACAGUACUAGUAGUUGUGUUGUAGUUGUAAGUGAUACUGUUGCAAAUGUACUGCCUAAGUGUCACCAUAUAUAGACAGAAGCAUGCAUCUAUGGUGUUCCACUGACUUUUCAAGUAACUGUGCUGUCGUAACUACUACACUGUGUAGGCUUUGCAGAAGUAUUUUUAAUAGAAAUUGCAUACAAUAUUCUUUUGUUUGGAUACACAAAGUGGCCCCGUUCAAUCAACAUGUAUCUAGUUAUAGGAAAACACAAAUCUAUGCAAAAAAUACAGUACAUUUGGAUCUAUUUAACUUUUUAAAUUUACACUGAAAGUGUUAAUUGGUUUGGGGACCAAAACACAUUUUAGAGCUAUGACACAGGAGUCCAGAUAAGAAAAGUAAACCACCAGUGAUGUAAAGUACUAACUAUAUGUUGUGCAUGCAUUACAUAGUUCUGCUGUACAGUAAUUCAUGUUUAUUUACUAUAGUACACACAAACCAGCUAACAUAGUAAGUUUUAAACCAUAGACAGAAAAUGACCCAUGUGUUCAAACUGUUCAAUUAAAACUAGAAUAGUUAGGCAUCAUCAAUUGGAUGUUCUGCUUUGAUUAAACAUGACGGAUAACUCCAUUUGCAUAUUGCAUGAUUUAAUACAAGCAAACAGAUUGUUUCCACAAAUUGCCUGGUAUUAUACAGUUCUAUAAAUGCACUUGACUGCCACUGCUGAUUGCUAAAUGCUUUUGGUUCCUACUCCAAUCAGACUCACCUUGAGAUUUGAAAACAAAAGAGCAUUCGUGCAUACUGUAGUUAAAUGAACAUGUGUAUUGUGUACUAUACGUAAUACUGAAAGAAUUGUAAUUAAUUAAAUCACAGACGUUUCCACUAGAAGUCUUUCUUCAUGUCUUCAAUGCUAAAGAAAGUGGCUAUAUUUACAAUGACUUUUUGCAAGCCAAAACAGUAUGUUCUUUUCCCAUUAUUCAUUAUGUUGUCACGCACAGAAUAAAAAAUAAUAAUAAUUAUGAGGUGCAUGAUAAAAGGUAGUACAAACAGUAGUUGUUUUUGCUUGAAAAAUAUUAAUAUGAUUAAUAUUUUUUUAAAAUAUUCUUAGUUUUAACAGUUUAUUUAAUGCAUCACUGUUUUUUGUAGUACUAGAAACAGGCUUUCAUAACACUCCGUUUGCAGACUUGUUUUUCAUAAAAUCUAUAACAGUAAUUAUUUGUCGAUCUAGUGUUUGCCUACCUUAAUUGAGCAUUGUCUCCCAAUUGCAGAUAAUUAUCAUUUAAAUGUAUACAAAUAUAUUAGUAAGGUGUUUGUGCUAUUAAUUCUAGCCUUCUUUCAUGUAACUCUUUCACACAUGAAAAUGAAUCAACCAGUGUCUUGAGAUGUAUUCAUCCAGACAUAAAGCCCUAAUUUAUACAUUUUAAAAUCAUUGUAAUCCUUGAAGAAAGCAUAAACAGCGGGAUUGUUAAAAAAUGUACCCGUGGUAUACAUUCUCUUAUAAGCUGCCAAUGCCUGUAGCACCCCAUCCAGAUUGAUGAUGAUAUUCCACCUGCAAUCUUCCUCUAUGAUGUCGGCUUUUCUAAUAGGUAGGAUUUUGUACAUUUUAUAAGGACAACAGGUGGUACAGUGGUAAAAUAGGUGCUUUACAACCAGUGUUGAGAGUCAAAUUCCAAUUUUGUUCUUUUCAUUAUACUUUUUUUCAUAAUAAUAAUAAUAAUAAUAAUAAUAAUAAUAAUUUUAACACAAGCAAUGCAAGCUUAUAUUUCAUAAAUAUCCAAAAAAGCAUAUUUUUUCUUAUUUGACGCACCAGGUAAAACAAUGCCUAUGUUAAUUACAUGUACAUAAAAAAGAGAAAAUUUAAACUAUGGGAUAGGCUGUAGCUUACAAAGUAGUUAGAUUACUGCUUUAGCAACAUCAGAGCUUUACAGAAUGGACAGAAUACCCCGUUAAAGCAAUAGAUUUCAAAGAAGCCUUCAGUAGUGAGUGGGAGAUCUGCCUCUUAUACAAACUUCAUUUACAAAAUCAAUGUUCUAAAUAUAUAAGUAAUUGUUAUAAUAGACAACCUGUUUUUUAGAAGUCUGAGCUAUUUUGUUUUGCUAUGUUUGUUUUGUUGAUUUAUUUUACUAUACCGUCUACUCUUAAGUUUAACCGUUGUACAGUAACAUUGUCCCACCUGCACAACACAGACAAGUCUGUUGCAAACUCAUCAGAAAUGCAAGAAACCAUACACUUUAUCCUAUUACAAAGGUACCAUCCCUUUGUUUCUGUUGUAAACAUAGCCAUUGAGAACGACUUUGAGGCAGUUUCUCAAAGAUAUUCACUCCAAUUUUUUUUCAGGAAUUACAAUUGCAAAACAAAUAAGAAAAAUUGUUCAGUAACUUUGCUGGGUGCGUUCUUCCUUUCUGAAAAAAACAAAUAUGCUGAAGAUUUUUGACAAUCGAACUCUUGCAGUCUAAACUUUUGUCAUUAAGUGUACUAAAAAGCAUACUGAAGAAACCCAGAAUUAGACUGUAAAACUGUAUUUUUUGCAUAGCAUGGAGUAGCUAUUUCUAAACAAUGUGUUUUUGUACUGCCCCACCCCCCUUCUGUCAAGAGUCAAAAUUGUAGCAUGUUUGUUCAAAUAUGUUAGUUAAGGUUAGGGACUGGAUGGUACCCAACAGCAAGUAAUCUACUGUAGGGUAAUGAGGCCCUGCAUCUGCCUGUACGCUGUGUAUGUGAGUUUAUAUUGGUAGUAUCAACUGGAGAUUGAAUAUGUAAGCAAUCAACCAAUUAAAUUAAACAUUUCUACUGGAAACAGCCAACUAGAAACACAAAUGGUAAUGUGGACAAUUUUGAUGUAAUAUUUUAAAAGUUGAAUGUGUUUCAUGAACAGACAGUGUGUCAAACAAUGCUUUUUCUCUGUUUUAUGUUGGGAUUGUUUGCCUGCUGUUUUUUCACCGUGGUGUAAAUGUGUAUUUGUUUGAGGUAUAUGUUUUGUACAUUUUUGAAAUAAAUUUAAUUGCAUUAAAUGUUUUUGACAGUGGAAAUUUGACUCACAGUUUUUUGUUUAAAGGAAUGGGCGCUCACUUGGUUCAUGUGGGUUGUUCUUCUGUAAUCGAGUGCGGUUUGGUUUUUUGGAAUCAUAUUGUAUGAGAACAAACACUGUCCUCUUUAGAAUUUAUUAGACUGAAACCUCUUCAAACAAUUUGCAACAUGAUCCUUAAAUGACUAUUCAUGAGUAUCUAUAAUUACUGAACAUUUCUAUUUCUUGA
This is a messenger RNA of Polyodon spathula (Mississippi paddlefish), 9633 nucleotides long. Its product is annotated as pituitary adenylate cyclase-activating polypeptide type I receptor-like. The coding region runs from base 710 to 2251 and encodes 513 amino acids. Gene Ontology annotation, molecular function: peptide hormone binding; G protein-coupled peptide receptor activity; vasoactive intestinal polypeptide receptor activity. The transcript is spliced from 15 exons. Lineage: Eukaryota; Metazoa; Chordata; Actinopteri; Acipenseriformes; Polyodontidae. Gene Ontology annotation, cellular component: neuron projection; plasma membrane. The record is from RefSeq and is a predicted model, not a curated record. Gene Ontology annotation, biological process: cell surface receptor signaling pathway; adenylate cyclase-modulating G protein-coupled receptor signaling pathway.